Molecule: messenger RNA, 624 nt
Organism: Caenorhabditis remanei
Lineage: Eukaryota; Metazoa; Nematoda; Chromadorea; Rhabditida; Rhabditidae
Exons: 1
Coding region: 1-624 (207 amino acids)
Source: RefSeq, a predicted model, not a curated record
AUGUUUUCACACCUGGAAAUUGAUCAAUAUUUCACUGGAAACGAACGAAAGGAUAUCACAAUGCUUAUGGAUAUGGCAAUAGCCAAACAUGAGAUCUACGGGAAGCUCAAAGAGCUCCCGCUCCAAAAAAACACGCUGAAUCGUCAGCUAUACCAUAGUCUUUGGAAGAGACUUCAAAAUUGUUCUGAGAAGACUCCAGAAUCCUUGAAGCGUGGAGCUUCGGAGGAUUCAGAAUUCGCUCCGCCAACUGCAAAGCAGGCCAAGGCAUAUGAAGAGUUGGGAUCUGAAGCAGUUUCAGGAGCAUCACCUGGAUCACCAUUCGAUAUUUCACUUUUUGAGAAGCCAAUGUUAUUGAUGGAUCCAGCUGAGAUCUUAUGGCAGAAUCCAGGAGCAGGAACUUCUAAGACAUCGCCGAUUGACGAUGGAUCGCUGGAAAUCAAAGAAUACGAUGCUCCAGCCGCCAAUCUUAAUCCAACAGACUUGGAGCCAAUUGAAGAUUUUGGAGCCUGGCUCAAGGAGUUUGAUGAAGCUCAUGGGCUCAAUGAGAUCGAUGUCGCUCUGGAUAACAUUUUCUUCGGAAAUCCAUCUGAUAAUUGGAAUGAUCUUAUAGACAUUACUGUCUGA